ACAGCACCGGGAGCGGCACCGGGAACGACACCCGGAGCGACAGCGGGAGCGACACCGGGAACAGCACCGGGAACGGCACCGGGAACAGCACCGGGAACGGCACCGGGAGCGGUACCGGGAGCAGCCCCGGGACCAUGCUGUGGCGCAGACCGGCCGCGCUCGUUUCGCUGCUGAGGGCGGCGGGGGGCGGCCGCCGGUACCGGGAGCCCGGGGCGGGGGCGCGGCUCCGGGCGCUCUGCUCCGCGGCCCCGCCGCAGCCGGUGGUCGCCGCCACGGAGCCGUUCCCGGUGGAGCUGCAGGAGGGGAAAACCUACAGCUGGUGCGCCUGCGGGCACAGCAAGAACCAGCCCUUCUGCGACGGCGCGCACCGGGCGGCGGCCCCGGCGCUGUCCCCGCUGCGCUUCCGGCCCGCCCGGGCCGGGCCCGCGCUGCUCUGCGGCUGCAAACGGACCCGCAGCCCCCCGUACUGCGACGGCUCCCACCGGGACCGCGCCGCGCCGCCGCCGCGCGCCUGACACCACCGGGAGAGACGGAGAGCCGGAGAACCGGGAGAGACGGAGAACCGGAGAGCCAGAGAACUGGAGAACUGGAGAACUGGGGGCAAGAGGAGAACUGGUGGCACUGGGAGAACAGGAGAACUGGGGACAACGGGAGAACCAGGAGAACCGGGGGCAACAGAAGAACCGGGAGAACUGGGGACAACAGGAGAACCAGGAGAA
Messenger RNA from Lonchura striata (white-rumped munia), 719 nucleotides. Lineage: Eukaryota; Metazoa; Chordata; Aves; Passeriformes; Estrildidae. The record is from RefSeq and is a predicted model, not a curated record.